This is a messenger RNA of Meriones unguiculatus (Mongolian gerbil), 7565 nucleotides long. RefSeq names its product host cell factor C2 (gene Hcfc2). The transcript has 15 exons. Gene Ontology annotation, biological process: chromatin remodeling; regulation of DNA-templated transcription. The record is from RefSeq and is a predicted model, not a curated record. NCBI's taxonomy places the organism in Eukaryota, Metazoa, Chordata, Mammalia, Rodentia, Muridae. Gene Ontology annotation, molecular function: protein binding; transcription coactivator activity. Gene Ontology annotation, cellular component: histone methyltransferase complex. Bases 599 to 2536 code for a protein of 645 amino acids.
CGGGCUCGCGGGGGGCUGCUGGGCGGUUCGCUUCUCCCGGGCCCGCGGGCUGGACGGGACUCCGCGGUUACACAUCGAGGCACCCCGGCCCAUCCUCCCCGCGGACCUGAGCGAGACCGCGGCUUCCACGGUCUGGGCCUCUCCGCCAGCGCCGGUCACUUCAGGGCCCGAGAUCCCGCCAGCGUCAAAAACAGUGUCAAGCCGGGCCUCGGUGGUCUUUGCCUUCCGAGGGGCGGGGAGGCCUUCUGGCCCUUUAGCUUCAGGCGGAAGCCGGCGAGACUUUUCUCUAAACUAGCGGGGAAGGGGUUUGUGGGUGAAACCGGACCGGUCCCUACGUGGUUGAUGUAUGAAAUCUGCUCCGCUCUUCUGGACUGGUCCUGGCAAAGAGGGCUGUCAGAGCUUAGGCACUGCUGCGGUGCGCCAAGUGUCGCUGGUCAAGCGGGAGGGGGCCAGGCUUUGACCUCGUGCCGGUUGGAAUUUUAAUUUCUCCACUUUUACAAAUCAGUGGUUCCUGCCAGCUGUUAGAGGAGACAUCCCUCCAGGUUGCGCAGCCCAUGGAUUUGUCUGUGAUGGCACUAGAAUACUAGUAUUUGGGGGCAUGGUUGAAUAUGGAAGAUACAGCAAUGAGCUUUAUGAGUUACAGGCAAGUCGUUGGUUAUGGAAAAAAGUGAAACCCCAACCUCCUCCUUCUGGCUUACCUCCUUGUCCUCGGCUUGGACAUAGCUUCUCUUUAUAUGGUAACAAAUGCUAUUUGUUUGGUGGCCUGGCAAAUGAAAGUGAAGAUUCAAAUAAUAAUGUUCCCAGGUAUUUAAAUGAUUUCUAUGAGUUGGAACUACAGCAUGGUUCUGGGGUUGUGGGCUGGAGCAUUCCAGCCACCAAAGGCAUUGUACCUUCUCCAAGAGAAUCCCAUACCGCUAUUAUAUAUUGUAAAAAAGACUCUGGGAGUCCUAAGAUGUAUGUUUUUGGUGGAAUGUGCGGUGCUCGGCUGGAUGACCUAUGGCAGCUUGAUUUAGAAACUAUGUUAUGGUCCAAACCAGAAACUAAAGGGACAGUACCACUUCCACGAAGCCUUCACACAGCCAGUGUUAUAGGAAACAAGAUGUACAUUUUUGGUGGAUGGAUUCCACACAAGGGUGAAAGUACUGAGAAUUCACCUCAUGAUUGUGAAUGGAGAUGUACCAGCUCAUUUUCUUACCUAAAUCUAGAUACAGCAGAGUGGACUACUCUAGUGUCAGAUUCUCAGGAGGAUAAGAAAAACUCAAGGCCAAGACCAAGAGCUGGACACUGUGCUGUUGCAAUUGGCACUCGUUUGUAUUUUUGGAGUGGAAGAGAUGGCUACAAAAAAGCACUUAAUAGCCAAGUCUGCUGCAAGGAUCUUUGGUAUCUUGAUACUGAGAAACCUCCAGCACCAUCACAAGUCCAGCUGAUCAAAGCUACUACCAACUCUUUCCAUGUCAAGUGGGAUGAAGUGCCUACAGUUGAGGGCUAUCUUUUGCAGUUGAAUACUGACUUGCCAUAUCAAGCUGCAUCGUCUGACUCUUCAGCAGCACCAGAUAUGCUAGGAGGCAGGAUGGACCCUCACAGACAAGGCAGUAAUAGCAUUCUUCAUAACAGUGUUAGUGAUACAGUAAACAGUGCAAAAACUGAACACACAGCUAUGAAGGGAACUUCAGUGAAACACAAACCAGAUUUCAGAGCAACAGAUUCUAAUGCUGGUUUACAUUCACCUUUGGCGCCUAAUGCUUCUAAUAAUAACAGUUGUAUGACGGAUAUGCUAUGGAAGAAUGAAGCCGAUGAAAUAUGUGCUCUGCCUGCAACUAAGAUCAGCCGUGUAGAGAUGCAUGCUGCAGCAACGCCAUUUUCUAAAGAGACACCUUCAACUCCAGUGACCGUUUUGAAAGCAGAACAACAAUGGUGUGAUGUCGGAAUUUUUAAAAACAAUACAGCUUUAGUGAACCAGUUUUAUUUGCUACCAAAAGGAAAACAAAGUAUGUCAAAGGUAGGAAAUGCAGAUGUACCUGACUAUAGUUUGCUUAAGAAACAGGAUCUUGUUCCAGGAACAGUGUAUAAAUUCAGGGUUGCUGCAAUCAAUGGUUGUGGAAUAGGCCCUUUCAGCAAAAUCAGUGAAUUUAAAACAUGUAUCCCUGGUUUUCCUGGAGCUCCUUCUACAGUCCGAAUUUCCAAGAAUGUUGAAGGUAUACAUCUUUCUUGGGAGCCUCCAACUUCCCCAUCUGGAAAUAUUUUGGAAUACUCAGCCUAUUUGGCUAUCCGCACAGCACAGGUGCAAGAUAAUCCAAGCCAGCUGGUGUUCAUGAGGAUCUACUGUGGUCUUAAAACCUCGUGUAUAGUGACUACUGGGCAGCUUGCAAAUGCGCAUAUCGAUUACACAUCCAGACCCGCCAUUGUGUUCAGAAUAUCUGCAAAGAAUGAAAAGGGCUAUGGACCAGCUACACAAGUCCGAUGGCUUCAAGAAAUAAAAGCAUUAGACGGCCAAUUCAGGCUCCUUGCCACCUUAGAGAUGCAGAUAGUUCCGUGACCACUUGGCUACAGGUAACUUACUUUACACCUUUUGAAAUCUCAUGGUUUGACCGCUUAGUCAGUUCAGAAGUAUGUACAGAGCAGUAACUGCAGAGAAGACUUUUCUGUUUGAGAGCUGCCAUAAGUGUAUAAGCACAGGUCUAGCUUCUUAGGAUACACAAUCUCAUGCCAGUUUGGGGUGUCUGGGUAGAUGUGCCCUCCAAUUUUAUGUGUGAUAUGCCCAGUGAAGAUGAAUCUAAUUGUGAAGAAUUGAUAUAUAUAUAUGCCAGUUGCUAACUUAAAGUGUAUAGAAUAUUUUAAUAUAUAAUUUUUGUAAAAAACUGGGAUUUUUAUACUACAGUAUUUGUAAUUAAUGUCUCACUAAUUAAAUUUCUCUUGAAGAAAAUAUGCAAACCAUUAGACACAUGAGUCAUUUCUGAACUCUAAAAAUAAAAUAAAUGCACUACUAAGGUGUUGUUAGAAUACCUUUUUGGGGUACGUGAAUCCUUAAUCAUUAAAUGGGUACUUUCCAAGCAGUGUUUACAAGGAGCACCUCUGGUUGGUUAUUCCAGCAGCUCCCAUGGGGAGAGCUUCACUCUGCCUUCAUUUAAUUUAUGUGCUUUGCUUUUGGCAGUGCUUGCUUUUUGCACAAGUAGACUUUGAACUUACCUCAUUAUUAUGUUUGUAAUCAUUUGUGUAGCUUCCAUGAUGUGUCUGAUAGGCGCUAACAUAUCUUAACCAAAGUUACAUGGAAUGCAGAUUUGCACAUAUCAAAUAGUAGGGCUUUGUUGUGUGUGUGCUCAGCCAGUUGCAGGAAGUGUAUGUCUCAAUCCCAGUUACUUUACUUUAUUAGAAAACUUCUGGCUUCUAAUCCUAUUCUCGGCAUUAAGCAACAGUUUGCAUCUCAAAACAUUUAUUGUUGAGGAAUAAGUUAAUUUAAAGCAGACCAGACGGUUGGUUUUGUGACUGCACGUUUUUACCUAUUUAGUAUGUGACUUGAAGGCAUCUUCUAGGCCAGCAGGCAGAUAUGAGCUUAUGGUUCUAACAUACAAUUUGAUUCUUUGAUGAAAGGAUAGCCUUUCUAUACCAACCAAUUUGUUAAUAAAUCUUUUUACCUCAAGAAUUGCCCAAAUUGUAUUUUUUCAUUGGCAUUACUUCCUUAGGCAUAAGUCAUGUUUCUGUUUCUGUCGUGGGACUGUUGACUGAAAGACACCCUUAGCAGAUGUGGCUUUGCUGUUAGCAGUUCCUGUGUGUUAGAACUGCAUGUCCAUGAGUAGGACGGCCUGUCAUGCUGAUGUGAGCACCUGUAGCUUCUGAGGACCCGCACAUCGUGAGGCUUCCGUCUGUAUCAUGCAGACAUUGUUUUCUUUUUCCUCCAUCUCUUCCUCCUCCUUUUUUUAUUUUUUUUCUCCCUGGGGAUUGAACUUGGGUUUUGGGCAACCAGGCCAGUACUCUAACACUGAGCUACCCCACAGCCCAGGCAGGUAUCUCUUAAAAGAGGGUUUACCUUACACUAAAUUUAUUUCUUUCCACUCUGAGCUGUAUAACAGUCUUUGUGUCAUAAGUCUCUUUCAUGUGUUCUGGUCUUUGGUUAGCAUAACAGUAAGAAUAUUGUUGAUAUUGCAUGUUCUUAGAAUUAUGUUUCUAAAAUACUGUAUUGGCCUUAGUUUAGCAAAUUAUUUUGGCAGUUAACUAGAAAUAAGUUAUAUAUACACUCAAUCUGUAUUUAAAAAUUUUUUAAAUCCUAUUGCAUGUAUGAGGCACCUUUGCCCCAUAAGCCAACUACAUGUGUAAUCAUCAGUAGAGAAGUGAAACUGUUGGUUCAUUAUUUCCAAGACUUGUAGGGUAGCAAAAAUUGGUUCUGCUUAGAGAGUGUCUGCUAUAACUGAAGGGCUUUAUUUUAAAAUGGUAGCAUAUUGACAUAAGGAGCAUUUGUUAGCAUCCUGUCUGGAAUGAGCAGUAUUUGGAGCUCCUGUGCUCCUCUGCUCCUAAAUGGAGAGACUGCAAGUAUGUGUGGUCUUUGGCCAUGUGAAGUGUAACUCUUGUAUUUCCCAAGACUGACUUUAGGCAGUUCUAUGUAUUGUCUAUCAAUGAUCUGUGAAAUAAAACCACCUUUUUGGCUCUAAACAGUUAGAGGUGUUAUUAUUCACUAUGAAUGAUACAAAGAGUGGUGGUGGCAGAGCCAGUCUGUGGGGGCUGAUGUGUGUGUCAUUCAUUUGAAGACAACAGGUAGUCUCGAACCUAGGGUGGACUGUUUAGAAACUCAAGUUAGGUUGUGGUCAGGAGUCAUUUUCUCUAAGAUGUGAUGACCAUUUACCCCUUACUGUAUUACAGUUGUGGUGAUCUGCAUGCAAGCAAAACACAGAUGGCUCCAAGAAGCAGUCUAGACUUGUUUUGUUUACGUUUUGGAAAUUUUCUUCCCCUCCCCUCCCCUACGCUUUUUCGUUCAGAGCAGCCAGGUUGUGCCCUGCUACUUCGUUGAGAUGGCUCUAGCAAAAAUCAGGUAUAAUGUUGCAUUUCCAGGUCUAGGGGGCUUUCUACUCACACUUCAUCUUGUCACAUGCGCACCCCCUUGGACUCUGCACCGUUCCUCACAUCUGUCUUUCUUCACACACUUCCUCCUGUCUGUAAUCCACAUUUCCACUCCUACCAUUUUUACUAACUGGACCAGUCUGGCCACACCUUGCUUGACCUCUUCUACCUUCUGGAAGAUCUAACUGCUACAUUAAGUCUUCUUUCUUCAGUUUCAAAGAUGAUGUCCCCACUGUCCCUUUCCCCUCUCUGAUGGGUAUUUGUGUAGAGACUAGGUCUUUAAUCUUUUUCACACUGGGCAGUUAAUGGUGCCUAAAGAUCUUAGCAGGUAAAUAAAGAAAUUCACCAACUUUGUAUUUUUCAAUUCCCCAGCCUCAAAUCAGGAUUAAAAUGGGGUGGCUUUAGUGUAUUUAGUACCCUGGGGGAAAUAGACUCUAGCUUUGUCUCGCCUCACCCUACACUGGUUGCUAACUAAGGAAAUUGCCAGUUAUAUAACAGGUUUAGGAAGACCUGAGCUGAAGUUAUUUUAGCAUUUAAUGACAUUGGUGGACAUAAAGACAUUAAAGUUAGUCUCUUUCAUUUGUGUGUGUGUGUGUGUGUGUGUGUUGAGACAGGGUCUCACUAUGUAGCCCUGGGUGUCCUGGAACUUGCCAUGUAGAUCAUGCUGGCCUCAAACUCAUCCAUUGGCCUGCCUCUGCCUCCCAGGUGUUGAGAUUUAAGGCAUGCACCACCACACAGGGCAGAUGUUAAGCUGCAUCAAUUUAAGCAUAGAGAACUGCUGGAGACAGCAGACAUAGAACUGUUCUCUGCUGCUCCCUGGGGCACACUACUGUUGGUUCUUCUAAGCUUAUUGGGCAAAACACUGUUUUGUUUGGUUGAGACAAUGUUUCAUUCUGUAACCUAGGCUGACUUUGAACUCAUGGUAAUCCUUUGCCUCAGCUUCUCAAGUGCUGACAUUCCAGCCUGAGUCACACUUAAAGAUUCUUACUGUCAGAGAAGCAAGGUGGCCUUGGCCUUCCUCCCUUUGAGUCUAGUGAUAGUUCAAAGUCCCCGUACUUGUAUAUUUCUGUAACUACAAUUUCUGACUAUGCAUGAAAAAACAAACUAUAAUGUUCUGGGAGAAAUAAGCUGAAUGAAAGCUAAAAAUCUCAGGACAGUCAGUCUCCUUGUCCCAAAUGGCUCUCCAUCUUCCUGUCAAUGUGGUGCUGCUGUCCUUUGCCGAAUAAAGUUUUUGAAAAGGAAAGUAAGUGUCUGCCCGGGGGUCUGCUGACCCCAGCAGGUCUAAUCAGAAACCAAGCAUGACGAAGCAUCGCAGGUGCUUGGUGGUGUGUGGAAGCUCCUGGUGUUUGACCCAAAGCCUCCAGCUGCAGUUUGGCACUUCCUUGUUCAUUCCAGUUAAAAUGUGGAUGAGACUUUGGGUCUUAUAGCUGGCUAGGUAUGCGUGUGCCUGCGUGUCUGUUGUUUCUAGAUAGCCAAAGCAGUGCCUGCAACUUGGUGAUGAGUUGCUGUUUUGAUGAGUAGAGCUCAAAAGCCCUCGGGCUCAUUUGCUGCCUCACCUAGUCUGUACUGUCCCACUCCAUAAACCAAGAAAAAAAAAAAACUUCAGUGGCUGAUGGGUUAAAAGUUUCAAGAGCUCUUCAGUUUUUCAGAAUUCAUGAAUUGAGGAUCAGAAUUUGUACUGAAUUUCCUGAACUAUAAGCUGUACCUUAACCUCUGCAUGUCCACAAAAUGGUACAGAUGGGGAUGAUGUUGGCAGAGGGUCUCUGGAAACAGUUGGCAUUUUUUAUAUACCCAGAAGGGAGCUGUCCCUGAAUGACGAUAGAGGCAAUUGAGAGCAGCUCUAUGUUGCCCAGAUAUUAGAAAUAAAAGCACACAAAUGCACAAUUAGGGAAAUGUACUAGACAGCACCUUUCAGUAAGGAGGUGUAGUAUGCUUUACAUUGCCAAUUAGUUCCUCAUCCACCCCCCAGUUUAGUCCAGACCUUGAGCGUGAAGGCUGGCCUUGAACUUGCAGUUCCACCAUGCCCAGAUCACUGUCUGCUUUAUAGAAAUAAUUCUAGACAGCAAAGUAGAGGUGGCUGGGGGCUGAUGUGGCAGGGCAGCGCUCUUAGUACUGUGAGCUCACAGGCUGUUUCUGAGGACUCCUCUCCUCACACCCGCAUCCCCAGUGGUUUGUGUGUCAUGGACUUCCCCAUUGUUGGCUGCACAGCAGCUACUGGUGGAGUACGGCACAACCUCACAUCUUUUUUGUUUAAAGGUAUUUGCUGUGAAACAGUGUGUGCCAACCAUAAACUAGAUGUUCUUUUUUUUUUUUUAAUAAGAUGAUACUUUUAUCAAACUUUUGCCUAAGCAGAACACUCUUAACUGCCCAGAAACACCUUCUGUCCUUCUCUCUUCCCUUCAUACACAGUGUAAAUGUUCUGGAUUUGUUUUUAGCAAUCAUGCCCAUGUUUUUAUUUGUAGCUCUAUCAUACAUGUGUAUGUUCUUAAUAAAAUAUUUAGUUACCUGGUUUUGAA